GCUCCUGGGUCAGCAGGGCUGGCGCCUGGCCACCAAGUCGCCCUGAGUUGGAGGGGGCCGUGGGGGGUCGGGGCUGGGCUUCAGAAUCUGGGGAACACCUGCUACGUGAAUGCAGCGCUGCAGUGUCUGAGCCACACGCCGCCCCUGGCCAGCUGGAUGGUGUCCCAGCAGCACGCCACCCUCUGUCCGGCCCGCACCUCCUGCACGCUCUGUGCCAUGCGAGCUCACGUGACCCGAGCCCUCCUUCACCCGGGAGAGGUGAUCCUGCCCCACAAGGACCUGCUGGCGGGCUUCCACACACACCGGCAGGAAGAUGCCCACGAGUUUCUGAUGUUCACUCUGAAUGCCAUGCAGCAAGGGUGCUUGAGUGCAUCCCAGCCGUCGGGCCAUCCCUCCGAGGACACCACCCUCAUCCGGCAGAUCUUCGGCGGGACGUGGAGGUCUCAGAUCCAGUGUCUCCACUGCCUCGGUGUCUCGGACACGUUCGACCCUUAUCUGGACAUCAGCCUGGAUAUCACGGCGGCUCAGAGUGUGGAGCAAGCUCUGAGAGAGCUGGUGAAGCCCGAGAAGCUGGACGCUGAAAACGCCUAUGACUGUGGCCUUUGUCUCCGCAAGGUGCCUGCCACCAAGAGGUUGACUUUGCACAGCACGUCCCAGGUCCUGGUGCUGGUGCUGAAGCGGUUGACACAGGUGAGCGGGGCCAAAAGGGCUCAGGAAGUGCGCUAUCCCCAGUGCCUCGACCUGCAGCCCUACACGUCUGAGCGGAAGGCAGGGCCACUGGCCUACGUGCUCUAUGCCGUGCUGGUGCACUCCGGGUGGAGCUGUGAGCGAGGACACUACUUUUCCUACGUGCGAGCGGGCAACGGCCAGUGGUAUAAGAUGGACGAUGCCAAGGUGAGCGCCUGUGACGCGAGUGCUGCCCUGAGCCAGAGCGCCUACGUGCUCUUCUACUCCCCAGCCGAGCAAGGAGAGGAUCUCCUGAGCCCUCCAGGGGGCAGGGAGGAGCGGGUGCAGCCCGGGGAGCCUGCGGGAGACGCCAGCGGCAGAGCUCCUGGGUCGCAGGUGUCCCCGGGGGACACAGAGGUCGAAGGAAUCAGCUUAGAGCAGUGGAGACGCCUCCAAGAGCACAAGCGGCCGAAGCCGGCCUUCGACCUCCGGAAGAUCCAGUCGACCCUGCCUGCCGGCGCAGUCGUGAUUCAC
This is a messenger RNA of Cervus elaphus (red deer), 1200 nucleotides long. RefSeq names its product ubiquitin carboxyl-terminal hydrolase 17-like protein 13. Gene Ontology annotation, cellular component: nucleus; cytosol. The annotation marks the transcript as partial. The transcript is spliced from 3 exons. Gene Ontology annotation, molecular function: cysteine-type endopeptidase activity; cysteine-type deubiquitinase activity. The record is from RefSeq and is a predicted model, not a curated record. Gene Ontology annotation, biological process: regulation of apoptotic process; protein deubiquitination. Lineage: Eukaryota; Metazoa; Chordata; Mammalia; Artiodactyla; Cervidae.